This is a messenger RNA of Cynoglossus semilaevis (tongue sole), 1198 nucleotides long. RefSeq names its product chromobox protein homolog 1-like. Bases 1 to 966 code for a protein of 321 amino acids. NCBI's taxonomy places the organism in Eukaryota, Metazoa, Chordata, Actinopteri, Pleuronectiformes, Cynoglossidae. The record is from RefSeq and is a predicted model, not a curated record. Gene Ontology annotation, cellular component: nucleus. The transcript is spliced from 7 exons.
AUGCGUCUUUCAUCUACGCAACUUCCGGUGGCGCUGUUGGCGGGCAGAACGGCUGCCGUCUCUCCGGUCGGUUUCCGCGUGCAGCCGAUAACAAAAAGACACCGUAUUCACACGGGCCCGCCGCAAGCAGCGACCAGCGUCCCGAAGCAUUCCCUGUUAAGGUACAGCGACGUGAGCGAAUGUGCUGUUUGCACAGACGGAAAAGGGGCGUUUUUACGUCGAUCCCCCACCGACCUGCAGACCUCCCUGCUGCACCCAGAGGCUCCAUCAGCAGACGUCAAGCUGGCGACCGUAGCAGGAAAGAAGGGCAAGAAGGUCGAGGAGGAGGAGCAGGCCGCGGCUCCUGCAGCAGCGCCGGCAGCUGCAGACGCAGCACCGGCGCCGGUUCCGGCAGCUGCUGAUGCAGCUGCAGCACCAGCGCCUGCUCCUGCACCGCCGGCCGCUGCAGAAGAAGAGGAGGAAGAAGAAUAUGUAGUGGAGAAGGUUCUGGACCGGCGGGUGGUGAAGGGGAGAGUGGAGUUCCUGUUAAAGUGGAAGGGGUUCUCAAAUGACGAUAACACAUGGGAGCCGGAGGAGAACCUGGACUGCCCCGACCUCAUCGCCGAGUACAUGCAGAAGCACAAAGAGAAGGAGGAAAAGAAGAAGGAGACCAAAAGGAAAAGCACCAGCGAGGCCUCGGGAGACUCCGAGGAGCGGGCCACUAAGAGGAAGAAGGAGGAGGGUGAGAAGGCCAGAGGUUUUGGUCGAGGUCUGCAGCCAGAGAGGAUUAUUGGAGCCACUGACUCCAGUGGAGAGCUUAUGUUUCUCAUGAAGUGGAAGAACUCAGACGAGGCCGACCUGGUCCCGUCCAAGGAGGCCAACGUCAAAUGCCCCCAGGUGGUCAUCUCCUUCUACGAGGAGCGUCUCACCUGGCACUCUUACCCCACAGAAGAGGAGGAGAAGAAAGAGGAGGAGAAAAAAGACUAGAUGAGUAGAUCUGGGAGAGCGGUGGUGUAGGACGGAAAAAAAUCGACAAUAUGCUAGUGAACUGUUGUUUAUGUUAGUUACACCUUGGCAGCCAUUUUGGCAGCGAGGGUGAUUUUAAAGAGUAUUCCCAGAUCUGUGGGAUCGAACCGCCAACGUAGCUGAAAGAGGAAACUACCUCUGUUUUCUUUCUGCCCUGGGAAGAGGUCCUUCAAAAGUCGCCCCCGCUCGUGUC